This is a messenger RNA of Lontra canadensis (Northern American river otter), 2316 nucleotides long. RefSeq names its product solute carrier family 9 member A9 (gene SLC9A9). Gene Ontology annotation, biological process: regulation of pH; proton transmembrane transport; sodium ion transport. Gene Ontology annotation, cellular component: membrane; recycling endosome. Gene Ontology annotation, molecular function: sodium:proton antiporter activity. Lineage: Eukaryota; Metazoa; Chordata; Mammalia; Carnivora; Mustelidae. Bases 155 to 2089 code for a protein of 644 amino acids. The transcript is spliced from 16 exons. The record is from RefSeq and is a predicted model, not a curated record.
CCAUCUGAAUACUAAGCCAAGGCAGAACGCUCAUGAAGUAGCAACUUAAGUGGCAGUGUUUAUUCUGAAAUCUUCAGGCAGCCGACUGUUUUAGGCAAAUCUUGAUAGCCCUUAUCCAGGUUUUUAAUCUAAGGAAUCCCAAGAAGACCGGAGAAUGGAAAGACAGCAAAGGUUUAUGUCAGAGAAGGAUGAGUAUCAGUUUCAACAUCAGGGAGCAGUGGAGCUGCUUGUCUUUAAUUUUUUGCUCAUCCUUACCAUAUUGACAAUCUGGUUAUUUAAAAAUCAUCGAUUUCGCUUCUUGCAUGAAACCGGAGGAGCUAUGGUAUAUGGCCUCAUAAUGGGAUUAAUAUUACGAUAUGCUACAGCACCAACAGAUAUUGAAAGUGGAACUGUGUAUGACUGUGGAAAACUGGCCUUCAGUCCAUCAACUCUGCUGAUUAAUAUCACUGACCAAGUUUAUGAAUAUAAAUACAAGAGAGAAAUAAGCCAGCAUAACAUCAAUCCUCACCAAGGAAAUGCUAUACUUGAAAAGAUGACAUUUGAUCCAGAAAUCUUCUUCAAUGUUUUACUGCCACCAAUUAUAUUUCAUGCAGGAUACAGCCUGAAGAAGAGACACUUUUUUCAAAACUUAGGAUCUAUUUUAACAUAUGCCUUCUUGGGAACUGCCAUCUCCUGUAUCGUCAUAGGGUUAAUUAUGUAUGGCUUUGUGAAAGCUAUGGUAUAUGCUGGCCAGUUGAAAAAUGGAGACUUCCAUUUCACUGACUGUUUGUUUUUUGGUUCACUGAUGUCUGCUACAGAUCCAGUGACAGUGCUGGCCAUUUUCCAUGAACUGCACGUCGACCUUGACCUGUACACACUCCUGUUCGGGGAGAGCGUAUUGAAUGAUGCAGUGGCCAUUGUCCUCACAUAUUCUAUAUCCAUUUACAGCCCCAAGGAAAAUCCAAAUGCAUUUGAUGCUGCAGCAUUCUUCCAGUCCGUGGGGAAUUUCCUGGGGAUCUUCGCUGGCUCGUUUGCAAUGGGAUCUGCGUAUGCUGUUGUCACUGCACUGUUGACCAAAUUUACCAAACUCUGUGAGUUCCCACUGCUGGAAACCGGCCUGUUUUUCCUCCUGUCUUGGAGCGCCUUCCUGUCUGCGGAGGCCGCCGGCCUGACAGGAAUAGUUGCUGUUCUCUUCUGUGGAGUCACACAGGCACAUUAUACCUACAACAAUCUGUCAUCCGAUUCCAAAAUGAGGACUAAACAGUUGUUUGAAUUUAUGAACUUCUUGGGCGAGAAUGUCAUCUUCUGUUACAUGGGCCUGGCGCUGUUCACGUUCCAGAAUCAUAUCUUUAAUGCUCUUUUUAUACUUGGAGCCUUUCUUGCAAUUUUUGUUGCCAGAGCCUGCAACAUAUAUCCCCUCUCCUUCCUCCUGAAUCUGGGCCGGAAACAGAAGAUCCCCUGGAAUUUUCAGCACAUGAUGAUGUUUUCAGGUUUGCGAGGAGCAAUAGCAUUUGCCCUAGCUAUUCGGGACACAGAAUCUCAGCCCAAACAAAUGAUGUUUACCACCACACUGCUGCUCGUGUUCUUCACAGUCUGGGUGUUUGGAGGAGGAACAACCCCCAUGCUGACUUGGCUUCAGAUCAGAGUUGGUGUGGACCUGGAUGAAGAUCUGAAGGCGGAGCCUACCUCACCCCAGGAAGCAAAUAACUUGGAUAAAAACACAACCAAAACAGAGAGUGCUUGGCUCUUCAGAAUGUGGUACAGCUUUGAUCACAAAUAUCUGAAACCAAUUUUAACCCACGCGGGUCCUCCUCUGACCACAACGUUACCUGAAUGGUGUGGUCCGAUUUCCAGGCUGCUCACCAGUCCUCAGGCCUACGGGGAACAGCUCAAAGAGGAAGAUGUGGAAUGCAUUGUGAAUCAGGACGAACUGGCCAUGAGUUACCAGGAGCAAGCCACCUCGCCCUGCAGCCCUCCUGCGGGCCUGGGGGUAAACCAGAAAGCUUCCCCGCAGACUCCGAGCAAGGACAACAUUUACGAGGGGGACCUCGGCCUAGGAGGCUACGAACUCAAGCUUGAGCAGACCCCAGGUCAGUCCCAGCUGAACUAACGGUGGCCAGUGCAGAUGUAAUCCCAAAUCAUAUGGGCCUCACAGAGGACUAUGAGCCAAGCUGGGGAGACCACGUGGCCAAGAGGCUGGGCCAUGCAGUAAGAAAAUCCAAACUUUGUCACAAACAUCCUCCAGUGCCUGAAGAAGUCAGAAUUUAUUAUUAUCUGUCUGUAUUAUGCAACUGAAUUUAAGUUUUUUGACAGCAGCCAUUUUUAUUAGUGAAUUGG